Messenger RNA from Adineta steineri, 2139 nucleotides. The record is from the annotation of a GenBank genome assembly. NCBI's taxonomy places the organism in Eukaryota, Metazoa, Rotifera, Eurotatoria, Adinetida, Adinetidae.
AUGACAUCGGAAAAGCCUGAUAUUGAACAAAAUGAUAAAGUAAUUAUUACAAAUGAAUCAUCAAUAGUAUUUAAUGAAGAAAAAACAAUUGAAUUAAAUAAUCGUUUAAAAAAUGAUUUUAUGUCAUAUUGUUUUUCAUUUCUACAUGAAGAUGAAGAAGCUCGUCAAUGUAUACAAAUUGUUUGGAAUAAAUAUUUAGAAUGUGUUGGAGAUGUUGCUAUGUUAUCAGCUUUUUUCGAUACAUUACCAUAUCAUAUAAAAACAUCUGUUUUACCAAAAUAUCAAAAUGAAAUCAUUCAAUGGUGUGAAAAAUUAUUUCAUAUUCAUUCACAUGCACUUCUUUGUUCAACAUAUUAUUCGGAAACAUUUCAACGUGUUAUACGUUAUGCAUUAAAACCGAAUCAAUAUAAAAAAGCAAUUAUUUAUAUUCCAAUGGAUUUUGAUCCAAAUUUAAAAAUUGAUCUAACAUCUUCAUUAUCAAAUAUUAAAUUUGAACAUAUUUCAAAUAAAACGUCACAUGAAGAUAUGAUCGAUAUAAAUCGAUUCGAAGAAUUGAUUAAACGUGAUAUAAAUGAUUCCGUAUCUUAUCCUUUUAUGAUUAUUGCAAAUGCAGGCUCAGCAUUAUUAGGUCGCUGUGAUGAAUUAAAAGAAAUUAAACAAAUUUGUGAACGAUAUAAUAUUUGGCUUCAUGUUAUAGGUGAUUUAUUAGGUUCAUUAGCUUUAUUAUCAACAAUUAAAGAUAAUGUAAAUAUAAGUUGUGAUAGUUUAACAAUGGAUAUAAUGAAAUUAUUUGGUAUACAAAAUCUUCCUUAUUUAACGUUUUUUCUUCGAUCAACAACAGAUAUUAAUGAAACAGAUGAACAAAAUUCAUUACAAAGAUCUUCUCAUCCACUUGAUGAUUUUAUUUUACAUAGUCCAUCCGUUAGUUUUUUAAGUGUAUGGUCAAUUAGUCAACGAUGUUCAAAUGAGAAUAUUUUUUAUCAUAUGAAACAAUCGUUUGAUUUAGCAAAUUUAUUAUUAACACGUUUAAAACAAAUCAAAACAAUACAUAUAAUUAAUGAUGAAGAUAAUCAUGAAACAUAUACAUAUCAACGUAUUUGUUCAGGAGAUGCACCUAAUGAUGUUCUACCAAAAUCUCUUGUUAUUUUUCGUUUUCAAUCGGAUAAUAUAGCAGAACUUGAAAAUAUCGAUAAUUUAACUGGUUAUCUUGAUCUUCUUAAUCUUUGGUUAUUUGAUAAACUUUCUCAUCAACAUCCAAAAAUAAAUUUAGAAUUACUUAAAAGUGUUCAUUUUCAAAUAUCAAAACCAAAUGAACCUAUACAAAAUCAAAUUGCAGCACAUGCACUUCGUUUUGCACCAUUAGAACAUUUACUUGAUGUUAUUGAUGAAAAUGAUAUGCAAUUAUUUCUUGAUGAUAUACAACGUUUUAGUGAUAUACUUAUUGCAACAAUGACAGCACGUGCAAAUCUUGCAUCAACUGUUUCAAAAUAUUCAAAUCUUCUAUCAAUUCCAAUACAAAAUUGGGCUGGUAUUGGUGCUGUUCGAUAUAUUCCAAGUAAUAUAAAUCCAACCAAUAUGGACGAAAUAUCCAAUUAUGAAAUCAAUAUAAUUCAAUCCGAAUUAGCACGACAAUUACAAACAAAUGAUUCAGCAUUUUCAUUAAGUGGUGGUGGAACAGAUGAAACAGAUUCAUUGCUUUAUUUACGUUUAGGUAUGAUAAGAAAACGUGAAGAUCUUGAUAUAUUAUUACAAAAAAUAUCGAAUGUUGGAAAAGAAGCAGAAUCAUCAAUAAAAUAUGCUGAAGAUAUGGCAGAAAAAAUCAAAGCUGGUAUAGAAAAAGCUGAAAAAGAUUUACAAGAUGAAAAUUUACAAUUACUUGCUCAAGAUGGUCUUUUAAGACAACUACCAAUAGUUUCAAAUCUUAUGUCAUGGUGGAGUCCAGCACCAUCUGCAUCAGCAACAGCAACAAAAGGUCGAUCGUUUGAUUUAAAUUCUGGUCGAAUUGAAUCUACUGAAGAUACAUAUGUAUAUCGAAUGCAAAUAAGACGACAAUCUCAUCAUGCACCUACUCAUAAUGAUACAACAUCGGAUAAUUCUGAUAAUAUAAUAAAUUCAACUGAUCAAAAAACAAAUGAAUAA